AUGGCGAAUCCUAAACAGUUGGUCUCUAAGCGCAACCGGUUCUAUGAACCGGAGACUAGCAGCAGCGGCGAUGGGCAAGAUCCCGACCCGCCCGUCACCAGAUCUAGGGCGUCGAACAAGGGCGACAAUACUACUGCUCCCAGCCCGCCGACGAAGGACUCCGCAAGGGCUUCUAGGUUCGCGUCUCAUGUUGUGGAAAAGGCGAAGGAGCCCGUGCCGGACGACAUCGUGGCCGCUAUCGGCCGGAAUUAUAUGAAGGCAACUUACAGCAACAUGAUGCUCAUGAAUCACCGCGGUGUCGGAUGCGAGGUGGAUAAGGACGACUUCAUGUCCAUCGAGGACGAUCAGUGGAUUACAGAUGGGGUUAUCGACUUCCACAACGUGCUGCUUAGCAUCAGGAAACCAACGCUCCGCAACGGGAAGACAUGGGCCGCCAUGGACUGCAGGGCUUACACACAGACGAAUGCGCAUGGAGCGCCGUUGACCCUUGGGAACGGGCGACCGCUUGUGGAACACGAUUAUCUGGCGAUCCCGGUGCUAGAAUCUGUGCUGUCUGAGCUCGCAAAGGCGAGCACCCCAAGCGCGAACAUGGAGUUUGUGGACAAGACGCUGAAGGAGGCGGACUGCAUAAUUUUACGGGAGGAUAAGCUGCCACAGCAGCCUAACAAGGAGGACUGUGGGAUUUUUGUUUGCCAGUACCUCAAGACCCUGGUGACUACCGACUUCGCCACGGUUCUUUCGGGCCUCUGGUUCCAGGGUGUGACACCGCACCAAUACAGGCGGGAGAUGCGGCGCGACCUGUGUGCUCACGCGAGCGGCGAUCUUUUGAAACAGGUGCAGGACCUGGGAAUUGAGAUCCCCCCGCAGGACGAAGGCUGGGUUACCGAUGAGGGUACAGUGGUGCAGGUGAAGAACGCUGCUGUGGGAGAUGGGAGGCCGGCACCGGUCACUCGCCCUGUGGAGGACGCACGGGUUACGGAGGUGAUGAGGCGUGUAGCCUCAUUGACGAACGAUGUGAGGUACCUGAACGCCUGCUUCACCGUGAUCGCCAACUUUGUGGGACUGAGGCGGGACGAGGUCGUCUCCGCUGCAACCCAACUGCUGCUGCAAGGCGGUCUCGCGGGUACCGGCACGAAUGCAGAGGCGGGUGGCAACAAGACUGCGCCACGCACACCACAGCGUCCGUCUGCCCGUAAGAGGCGGGAUGACAGCAGUCCUGAGGAGGAUGGCGUACGCAACGGCACCCGGGUAGCGCUGGCCUCCGCGUUCGCUGCAUGUGAGCCGACAUCGAGGCUGCUGCCGAACUCGCUGCUCUCCCACGGUGCCAUACCUCACUGGAUGUUCACGCGCGGGAGGCAGCUGCUCGGGACGGGUGUGCCAGCUGGAGAUGACGCGUGGGGAGACACGCUCGGACAGGAGACGGUGAAGGGCGAAGAGGAGGAGGAUCUCGUGUCCGACUCAGACGACGAUGGCGAGGACGAGGAUACGUGUGCAACCACGUACACGGGUGUGAAGCUGGACAAACGGACUGGCAAGUUCGGCGUCAAGAUCUUGAUCAAAGAACGUGGAAAGCGUAAGCAGCAGCGACUGGGAGCGUACACGAGUGAGGAAGAGGCGGCAUUCGCGUACGCCGCAGGUGCGUUCGUGCUGAGGCCACGCGACAGGAUAUCCAACACAGUCACCCUGUUAGCAGCUGAGAAGGCAAUGCUGCGUGGAUGCACCAAAGAAGAUUUGCAGAUAGUGGUGGAAGCGAGGAAGUGGUGGAGGUGGCGGAGCUGGCGUGAGGCGCUGGAGAGCGUGAGCAGCAGGCUGAAACGAGGGAGGAAGCGUGGGGGUGACACAGGUACAUCAAAGAGGCGCAGGGUGGUGGAUAACGAACUGGCGGCCCCCGAGAAUGCUGAGAGUGGGGGCACGGCCCCCUUGAGCAACGGGCACGGCGGAGGUGCAAAGGAAUAUGACCAGGAAGAGCGACAGGGAGACAGUGGUGCACACGAGAAGACGGCAGCCACGGCGGCAUAG
Messenger RNA from Closterium sp. Yama58-4, 2019 nucleotides. The record is from the annotation of a GenBank genome assembly. Lineage: Eukaryota; Viridiplantae; Streptophyta; Zygnematophyceae; Desmidiales; Closteriaceae.